AUGUUUGGGAGGAAGAAUUUUUCAGCGGUUGACGGAAUUCUUAGGUCAUAUGUUGGCUUAUCGUCUAUAGGCACCAUCAAUCGCCUUUCCCGUUUCUACACCAUUCCGAGAGCCGAUGCCGACGCUCAUUCGGUCACUGGAAGGUUCGUGGAUGACGUUUCGAAACCUUACACAGUUACGACAUAUGCCCGUCCUAACGUUGUUCUUGCUCGUGGGAAAGGCUCUUAUCUUUUGACCUCGAAAACAGACGUUAUGUUGACUUCACUGCGGGAAUCGCUGUCACUUGUUUGGGUCAUGCUAACGAUGAACUUGAUGCAUUGUUCAAACCUAUACUACAACCUCCCUGCUGGUGAACUAGCAAAUAAACUUGUGGCCAAAACGUUGGAUUCGAAAGGUAUGCAUGACGCUCAAAGAGUAUUCUUAUGCAACUCUGGCACUGAGGCCAACGAGGCUGCCCUCAAAUUUGCAAGGAAAUAUGCUAAGCAAAGAAAUGCCGGUAAGACUGAAAUCAUUGCAUUUAAGAAUGGAUUUCAUGGACCACCCUUUGCUCCGUUAGUUCCUGGCGUUCGUAUUGCGGAAACUGAUGAUAUUGAGUCAGUGAAAAGUGUGAUCAGCAAAGAAAAGACAGCUGCUGUUAUCAUUGAGCCGAUACAAGGUGAAGGUGGUGUCAACGUAGUCCAACCAGACUUCUUGAUUGAAUUGAGAAAGCUAUGUGACGAGAACGAUGUCGUGCUCAUAUAUGACGAGAUUCAGUGUGGGUUAGGAAGAACUUCGAGCCUUUGGGCCCAUAGUGAAUUACCGCCUUCGGCUCAUCCCGACAUUGUCACCAUGGCGAAAGCAUUAGGUAAUGGAUUUCCUAUCGGUGCAGUCAUGACAAACGAAAAGAUUGAGAAUGCUCUUGACGUCGGUGACCAUGGUACAACUUAUGGAGGUAACCCCUUGGGCUCCGCUGUUGGUUUACAUGUUGUAGAAACAGUUAGCAACAAAGACUUCUUGGAAUCAGUCGCUCAAAAGAGUCAAAAGUUUGAGGAUGGCUUGAAAGACAUUGUGGAGAAGUUUCCCGACUAUGUCGACUCUGUCAAAGGGAGAGGGUUGUUACUAGGCUUGCAGCUCACCUCGAAACUCGACAGUGGUGAGGUAGUGAACAAGGCCCGUGAACAUGGCUUGUUGGUGAUAACCGCUGGCGGAAAUGUUAUUAGAAUCGUACCUGCGCUAAACAUUCCAGAACAAACGAUAGAGGAAGGAUUAGCCUUGUUGACUGAGGCUAUAAGCGGAGCUAUCAACGGUAACGCGCUCAAGAUCCGGUACAAGGGAUCGUGCAUUUUAGUCGUGGUUUCGCUUCCAGUGCUUAGAUUUUGGUCUCAUCAAUCAUUCGUCGUUUCCUAUUCCAUGACAAUACCGUUUACAGUUCCUACGCUGGAGCUUGAUUAUUGCCUCUCGCAGCUCCUUGAGCACAAGCCGCCGAAGAUUCUUCCCGAAGAGACCAUCCUGCAACUAUGUCAUCAGCUUAAGACACAACUUUUAGGCGUCCCCAACAUCAUGUCAUUGACCUCUCCAUGCACAUUGGUCGGUGACAUUCAUGGACAGUUCCACGACUUGCUAGAGAUUUUCAAGGUCGGCGGCUCUCCACCUGACACGAAUUAUCUAUUUCUAGGAGACUACGUCGAUCGGGGAUAUUACUCGGUUGAGACCAUUUCGCUUCUAAUUGCAUUGAAACUUAGAUAUCCCGAGAGAGUUUUUCUUAUCCGUGGCAAUCACGAGUCAAGAACUAUCACAACUAAUUAUGGGUUCUACACGGAAGUGUUGAAUAAAUAUAACGGCUCGUUGAAAGUGUGGCAGUACAUCACGGAUCUCUUUGAUUACUUGCCUUUGGGAGCCACCAUAGAUGCAAAGAUUUUUGCUACUCAUGGUGGUCUUUCACCUUCUUGCCAACUUCUCGACCAAAUUCGUGCUAUAGACAGAUUCAAAGAAGUUCCACAUGAUGGGAUAAUGGCGGAUUUGGUUUGGUCAGAUCCAGAUCCCGAGACUACAGAUUUCAAGUUGUCCCCAAGAGGAGCCGGCUAUCUAUUUGGAUAUGAUGUGAUGAAAAAGUUCAAUCAUGACAAUGAUCUCGUACAGUUGGUGAGAGCACACCAGCUUUGUAACGAGGGCUUUGUCAGCUACUGGCAUGGUAUGUGUCUCACCAUCUGGUCAGCUCCUAACUAUUGUUAUAGAUGUGGCAACCGUGCAAGCGUCUUAGAAAUAUCUCAUUCAAACUAUGAAAGCAAGGCUAAGCAACCUCAGGGUGUCUUACCGGGGCAGUAUUGCAACGUAUUUGAAGCAUCACCAGAGAAUGACGAGGACACAGUGCAAGGAAGAGGAGUUAAUGGCAUUAACCCUGACAGUAUAAGCUCUGGCAAAGACAUCUUUAGUGCCUACUUCAAUGGUCGUACACGUACUCAACAUGUCGAAUACUUUCUUUGA
This is a messenger RNA of Candidozyma haemuli, 2463 nucleotides long. It is a transcript of the gene PPG1, whose product is annotated as putative serine/threonine-protein kinase. Gene Ontology annotation, biological process: peptidyl-serine dephosphorylation. The record is from RefSeq and is a predicted model, not a curated record. Bases 1 to 2463 code for a protein of 820 amino acids. The transcript is spliced from 4 exons. Gene Ontology annotation, cellular component: FAR/SIP/STRIPAK complex. NCBI's taxonomy places the organism in Eukaryota, Fungi, Ascomycota, Pichiomycetes, Serinales, Metschnikowiaceae. Gene Ontology annotation, molecular function: transaminase activity; protein serine/threonine phosphatase activity; pyridoxal phosphate binding.